This is a messenger RNA of Carya illinoinensis, 447 nucleotides long. RefSeq lists its product as uncharacterized. NCBI's taxonomy places the organism in Eukaryota, Viridiplantae, Streptophyta, Magnoliopsida, Fagales, Juglandaceae. The transcript has a single exon. Bases 1 to 447 code for a protein of 148 amino acids. The record is from RefSeq and is a predicted model, not a curated record.
AUGCACAUGGAGCCCAUUGCAUCCUCAUCCGCUACUUCAACCUCAGGUACUACUCAUCCUUUAUCUGCAUUUCUUUCUUAUUCUCGUUUUUCACCCUCUCAUCUUGCUUUUUUAACUGCCCUCACCACUUCUAUUGAACCCUCUUGUUAUUCCACUGCUGUUCGCCAUUCUCAUUGGCGUGAAGCUAUGUCUGCUGAACUUCGUGCCCUUGAAGAAAAUUCUACUUGGACACUUGAGUCUCUUCCUCCUGGUAAGACACCUAUCGGUUGUAAAUGGGUUUUCAAAACUAAACUCAAGGUCGAUGGUUCUAUCGAGAGGUACAAAGCUCGGCUAGUUGCCAAGGACUACACUCAAGUUGAAGGCUUGGAUUAUCAUGAGACUUUUGCUCCUGUUGCCAAAAUGACCACAGUCCGCUGCUUAUUGGCUGUUGCUGCUACCAAAAAUUGA